AUGCAAGCUCCUCCAGUCUACACUGCUGAGCGCACUAGCGCUGAUGCUCCUUCAGGCGUUUCCGAAGCACCGCCUGCGUAUUCUGCUCCAGACACAUUCAAUGUCGGCGGCAAGCAAACAAAGCGGCCAUUCGUCAAUGUUUCUCAACUGAAGGGCCAUCUGGCCCUUAUGCACGAAUUUGCGGAGCUCAAACUCAAGGUUGAAGGUCUUUCCGCCCAAGAGGCAACGGUGCAGCGUCUUCCUACAGAUAAAGAUAGGCGAUGGGCGUAUUUCGUUGGGUUGGCUGUGGAGAGAUUCGAGAAAUGGUGCAAAACCUUGGAACCUGCUGAGUAUGAGAAAGGCCUCGCGACGCUCCUGCCCCCGGUCGACGUUAUCAUGGUCUGGCACUCGUAUCUACUCAAUCCCAGUUGGUUUGAUGAGGAUGUCCUCCGACAUGAUGCACUCAAGGGGCUAGCUAAUGCGAGCAUUGCUUUUGGCGCUUCUUUGGAUGGUCAACUGAGCGAAAUCCUUUCUACUGAGCCGCUGCAACAGCGCCUGGACCACUGGCUCAAGGCCACACUUACCCCUUACGACCCAUUGGAGGCGUCUAGCCAAAUGGUUACCAAGGAAGUUGCUUGCCCAAGAUGCCGCGCCGUUGUUUAUGCUCCGUAUAUGACGGAAGAGGGAACCGGGUAUCUGCAGGAGGGCUUCAGUAUCGCGUGUUCUCGAGAUAAUUGCACCUGCGAAAUAACACGUGAUACUCUCGCUCUCCGCAAGUUUGCCAACGAUUUGGCAAAACCAGACACUGGUAAAGCACCUAGUAUGAUGGCCGGGACUGUCCAUACUGCGACUAAUGUCAAGGAUCUCAGUCGAGGACACAUUGUCAAAGCCACCAUGUUGCAAGCAUACAGCAUGAGGCGUCCGACAAAGACGGGAACCAAGGAACCUAUGUCGGACGAGCAAUAUGCUCUUUUCCUGAUGGAAAAGGCCAAUUGGCAGCUUAGUCGGCUGAAGUCUCUGUGUGCGAUGCAGAUGAAAGGUCAAGGUGGUCGACUGAUUGGCAGAAUCUCAAGCGCUUACUCAGAUGAUAAGAUCUUCUCCGUUGAGCUUGUUGGCUCCGUUCUUCGACAAGGCUCCUUUGUGGGCAAGAUGUAUGAUCUCCAGUGGACCCAACCGGGCUUUUUUGACAGCGCGGAGGAUGAAAUCGCGUUGCAGCAUACUAUUGCUCGAUAUCAUGCGUUCAUUGACCUCAUGUCCUCCUCGCCUGCCUCCUUCUUCGUCCCAACUCUCGACAUCGAUCUCGCCUGGCAUACUCAUCAAUUGCAACCCCGGAUUUAUGCCGAGGACACUACUAAAUAUGUCGGUCGCUUUAUUGACCACAGCGGCAAUGUCGAGGAGUCACUCCUAGCAACAUCUUUCGAUGUUACCUGCCGUGCUUGGAAGAAUCGUUUCGGCGUUUCUUACCAUCAUUGUGGAUGUCCACUUCCCGGAGAGACGCUUGGUCAGCGUCUCUCCCGCCUCGUUGGACAUGGUUCCAAUCCAUCAUAUCUUGUUCCUCCCAAUCGGGACGAUAUUCUAGCUGCCACCCACCCUUCUGACCACAAUGCGGUAUUUGCGUUUCAUCACAAGGCGCAAAGCGAAGCGGCACAACGGCGGCGUCGGGAGAAGAUCGCCAAGCGAGCCCAGCGAGAUGAGGCGAAUGGGACAAAGAAGCGUGACGUCGUCCAUGACCCGGCCUUCCUCGUCCCAGUGCCCCUUUACUAUGGGGCUGGUGUCGCUGGUUGCGCUGCUUUUGGAGGGAGUGUCGUGAAUGGAGGUAUUGGGGUGGGAGCUUGUGCUGCGGGAGUGGGAGCUUGUAGUUCUGGUAAUGCCGCUUGCGGUUCAGCUGGAGGUUGUGGAGGGGCUGGCUGUGGUAUGUUUCCAUAUCCGCUCAACCUCAUAUCGUUCGACUAA
Molecule: messenger RNA, 1932 nt
Organism: Mycena indigotica
Lineage: Eukaryota; Fungi; Basidiomycota; Agaricomycetes; Agaricales; Mycenaceae
Exons: 13
Coding region: 1-1932 (643 amino acids)
Source: RefSeq, a predicted model, not a curated record